Molecule: messenger RNA, 1714 nt
Organism: Amborella trichopoda
Lineage: Eukaryota; Viridiplantae; Streptophyta; Magnoliopsida; Amborellales; Amborellaceae
Gene: RPT3
Product: regulatory particle triple-A ATPase 3
Molecular function (GO): ATP hydrolysis activity; ATP binding
Source: RefSeq, a predicted model, not a curated record
AAUUUCUGUCCAUGCUUCUCCUCUCUCUCCUAGGCAUAGUUUCUCUCUCUAGUUUUUUUCUCCACCUCUCUCGCUCUCUCUCUACAAUAUAAUGGCACCGACUCUUCACCCUAUUCCCUCUCAAUCAAGAAACCGACUGUUUCUCUCGCUUUUUCUCUGACACCGGGAAACUCGAAAACCCAAAAUUCGACGGCGUUUUUCAACCGGGAAAACCUAGGUCUUCCUCUUACUCUUUUCUCAAUCAUGGCGGUCUCUGUAAUGGUGGAACCUAAAACCCUAGACCUGCGAUCUGAGCCUCCUCCAGUUCUCUCUAAAUCUGAACCCCAUCUUCACUCUGAUUCAGAGGAAGACGAUCUUUAUAGUCGCCUCAAGUCGCUGCAACGCCAGCUCGAAUUCAUCGAUAUUCAAGAAGAGUAUGUGAAAGAUGAGCAGAAGAACCUCAAGAGAGAGCUUUUGAGGGCUCAGGAAGAGGUAAAGAGGAUACAGUCUGUUCCCUUGGUUAUAGGCCAAUUCAUGGAGAUGGUGGACCAGAACAAUGGAAUUGUUGGUUCAACUACUGGUUCUAAUUAUUAUGUAAGGAUACUGAGCACCAUUAAUCGCGAGCUUUUAAAGCCUUCAGCCUCUGUGGCUUUGCAUAGGCAUUCAAAUGCUCUCGUUGAUGUGCUUCCUCCUGAGGCUGAUUCAAGUAUCUCUCUUCUAGGGCAGUCUGAGAAGCCUGAUGUCACGUAUAAUGAUAUUGGAGGCUGUGACAUACAAAAGCAAGAAAUUCGUGAGGCUGUCGAGUUACCAUUGACACAUCAUGAGUUAUAUAAACAAAUUGGUAUCGACCCGCCUCGUGGUGUUUUGCUCUAUGGCCCCCCUGGUACUGGGAAAACCAUGCUUGCCAAGGCUGUGGCCAAUCACACAACAGCAGCUUUUAUUCGUGUCGUUGGUUCUGAGUUUGUUCAGAAGUAUCUUGGUGAGGGUCCAAGGAUGGUCCGUGAUGUUUUCCGUUUGGCCAAAGAAAAUGCACCUGCCAUUAUAUUUAUUGAUGAAGUGGAUGCCAUAGCAACUGCACGUUUUGAUGCACAAACUGGAGCUGACAGGGAAGUGCAACGUAUUCUCAUGGAGCUUUUGAAUCAGAUGGACGGUUUUGAUCAGACGGUGAAUGUGAAGGUGAUAAUGGCAACCAAUAGGGCAGACACCCUGGACCCUGCUCUUCUAAGGCCUGGCAGGCUUGACCGAAAAAUUGAAUUCCCACUGCCAGAUAGGCGCCAAAAGAGGCUUGUCUUUCAGGUGUGCACUGCAAAAAUGAACCUAGGUGAUGAAGUCGACUUGGAAGAUUAUGUUUCUCGACCAGACAAAAUCAGUGCUGCUGAGAUUGCUGCAAUUUGUCAAGAGGCUGGGAUGCAUGCCGUGCGGAAGAACCGUUAUGUAAUAUUGCCGAAGGACUUUGAGAAGGGUUAUCGAACAAAUGUCAAGAAACCGGAUACCGAUUUCGACUUUUAUAGAUAGGCUUGAAUUCUGUGUCUUCCUUCACGGUGCUAUGUUGUUUUGUUACAGUGAGCAUUGAACUUUAAGUUACCUGAAUGGUAAGAUCUAUUUGGUUAUCUUUUUGUCUUCCGUUUCCAAGUUUUUCGUUGUUACAAUGGUAGUUGGCAAUAUGUAUAGCAAAACGGAUGCUUAUUUUUGUUAGAAUUUUCUUGUGGGAUAAUGGUAAGCCUCUCUUUGUGUG